ACUAGCUAUCAACCAAAUGGCGUUGCCUCAUCCGCCGCUGGUGGUGUGCUUGCUCGUGCUGAUCAGCUGCCUUCUCAGCGGCGGCGUUCUCGCCGGUUCGCGGCGGCGCUACCUGACGGCCAGCCUCGACGAGCUGCGUGGAUACAAUGGUCAUCAAGUUCAUUCCCCUCCCCUGACGUCCCCAGCCGCAACAUCUGGCCGCAAGCUCUCGAUCCGAAACUCGGCCGCCGAGAAGCCGGCGGCGCGCGACAUCCACGUCCGAGACAGGGCACGGCUGCGCACCAUCCUCCAGAGGUCGUCGUCCGCGUCGGCCGCCGCCUCCCUCGCUCCGUACGCGUCGCCGCCGACGGCCAUGCCACCCAUUCCGGCCGUGUCGGUGGCGCCGGCGCCGGCACCGGCCGUGACAAUCCCGGACCGCUCGGGGACCUACCUCGACACGCUGGAGUUCGUCGUCGCCGUCGGCCUCGGCACGCCGGCGCAGCCGUCCGCGCUCAUCUUCGACACCGGCAGCGACCUGUCGUGGGUGCAGUGCCAGCCUUGCGGCUCCUCCGGCCACUGCCACCCGCAGCAGGACCCGCUGUUCGACCCGUCCAAGUCGUCCACCUACGCCGCCGUGCACUGCGGCGAGCCCCAGUGCGCGGCCGCCGGCGACCUGUGCAGCGAGGACAACACCACCUGCCUCUACCUCGUCCGCUACGGCGACGGCUCGUCCACCACCGGCGUCCUCUCGCGCGACACGCUCGCGCUCACCUCCUCCCGGGCGCUCACCGGCUUCCCGUUCGGGUGCGGCACGCGCAACCUCGGCGACUUCGGCCGCGUCGACGGCCUCCUCGGCCUCGGCCGCGGCGAGCUCUCGCUGCCGUCGCAGGCCGCCGCGUCGUUCGGCGCCGUCUUCUCCUACUGCCUGCCGUCCAGCAACAGCACGACGGGGUACCUCACCAUCGGCGCGACGCCGGCCACCGACACCGGCGCGGCGCAGUACACGGCGAUGCUGCGGAAGCCGCAGUUCCCGUCCUUCUACUUCGUCGAGCUCGUCUCCAUCGACAUCGGCGGGUACGUCCUGCCGGUGCCGCCGGCCGUGUUCACUCGCGGCGGCACCCUCCUCGACUCCGGCACCGUCCUCACCUACCUCCCGGCGCAGGCGUACGCGCUGCUCCGGGACAGGUUCAGGCUCACCAUGGAGCGGUACACGCCGGCGCCGCCGAACGACGUGCUCGACGCGUGCUACGACUUCGCCGGCGAGAGCGAGGUCGUCGUCCCGGCGGUGUCGUUCAGGUUCGGCGACGGCGCCGUGUUCGAGCUCGACUUCUUCGGGGUCAUGAUCUUCCUGGACGAGAACGUCGGGUGCCUCGCGUUCGCGGCGAUGGACACCGGCGGCUUGCCUCUGUCCAUCAUCGGGAACACGCAGCAGCGAUCGGCGGAGGUGAUCUACGACGUCGCCGCGGAGAAGAUCGGUUUUGUCCCGGCUAGUUGCUGAACGCCAGAUGCGAAUAAUGGGUACUCUUGUGCUUCUGAUUCCCGAUAUGAAUUCUGGAAUAAUGUUUGAAAGGCUUCAAGCCUGCUUGUUUUGUGUGCGUUACUGUACUUGUCUCCCUAUCAGGAAUAAUGUCGAACACUUGAGCUACAUUUGCUGCUUUUGGUUCUGCUCCUUAAGAUAGAAUUCAAAUUUUGUGGCCACAUUUGAAAUUUAAUAUAUUACAUGUGAUGUUUUGAGUA
Molecule: messenger RNA, 1716 nt
Organism: Oryza sativa Japonica Group (Japanese rice)
Lineage: Eukaryota; Viridiplantae; Streptophyta; Magnoliopsida; Poales; Poaceae
Product: aspartyl protease family protein At5g10770
Biological process (GO): proteolysis
Molecular function (GO): aspartic-type endopeptidase activity
Source: RefSeq, a predicted model, not a curated record